Molecule: messenger RNA, 2214 nt
Organism: Cornus florida
Lineage: Eukaryota; Viridiplantae; Streptophyta; Magnoliopsida; Cornales; Cornaceae
Product: E3 ubiquitin-protein ligase RSL1-like
Exons: 1
Coding region: 130-1152 (340 amino acids)
Biological process (GO): ubiquitin-dependent protein catabolic process; positive regulation of proteasomal ubiquitin-dependent protein catabolic process; protein polyubiquitination
Cellular component (GO): cytoplasm; ubiquitin ligase complex
Molecular function (GO): ubiquitin conjugating enzyme binding; zinc ion binding; ubiquitin protein ligase activity
Source: RefSeq, a predicted model, not a curated record
UAGGAUUUAGAUAAUUCCGAUCAUAAUAGGAUUUCCUUUCUGGUGAGCAUAGUAGAUUCCCAAAAUUUACAAGACGUCAAACCAACUGUGAUCAUCGUGAUACCGCAAUCACCAACUGAGAAAAAGGUUAUGUCCUCUACAUAUAUAGUGAACAUCCCUGACGACGACGACGACGACGACGAAGAAAUAGCAGUGCCAUAUUAUCACAAAGCCAAGAAUGUUAUCUCAGUCAAACAGUACUCUGAUAACAGAAACCUCCAGCUCGCAAUCAUGGCCUCUACCGGCUUCCCAAAACCUAAUAGGUCUAAAAGAAGGUUCAUAGACCUCACUCACGAAUACCCAAAUGACGACGAUGAUGUUAAAGUCAUAGCUUCAUGGACGCCCUCCCGGAAGAUAAGAAGAAAGCCCUUUACGAUCGCCGAUAAAGGUGAAUCUUCUAAUUCCAAAUCUGAAAAAGGGGGGUCUUCUAAUUCCAAGUCUACUUCUGAUGAUCUUCAUGCUCCAACCUUUAUAUGUGAAAUCUGUGUUGAGCCAAAGUCAUACAAGGAAUCAUUUAGCAUAAUGGGUUGUACACAUUCUUAUUGUUCCGAUUGUAUGAUCAAAUAUGUGGCUUCAAAGCUACAAGACAACAUCACGCAGAUUCGAUGCCCUGUUUCGGACUGUAAAGGGCUUUUGGAGCCCGAGCAUUGCCGAUCCAUUUUGCCCCCGGAGGUGUUUGAUAGGUGGGGGAGUGCUCUCUGCGAGGCGGUGAUUCUAGGGUCUGAGAAAUUUUAUUGCCCUUACAAGGAUUGCUCGGCGCUUUUGAUCAAUGACCCAGUAAAUGGAGAGGUUAUUAGACAAUCCGAGUGUCCCAAUUGCUACAGGUUGUUUUGUGCCCAGUGUAAUGUGCCUUGGCAUUUGGGGAUCGAGUGUGCGGAGUUUCAGAAAUUGAACAAUGAUGAGGAUGAGAGAGAGGAGGCUGGUGUUAGGUUUAAGCAGCUUGCUGAGGAGAAGAGUUGGAUUCGGUGUCCCAAUUGCAGAUUCUAUGUUGAGAAAACGCUAGGGUGUAACACUGUGCACUGCAGUUUGGUUUGUUCAUCCUCUUCUUCUUUUUUUCAUUUCAUAUACCUUUAUAUAAAAUUAAAUUUUAAAAAUGAAAUAAAAUAUGCAUAACGAUUUUUGUUUGAUGAAUUUCUAAUGGGAAAAUGCUAUACUUCACGAAUUUUAAUUUGUGAUUUUAUGAUUGCUUUGUGUGUUUAAAAAUAAUUUUUUAAUAUAGAAAAGAUGGAAGAAGAGAAAAAAUAGCAAAACUUAUAAUUAUGGAAUCCAAAUCUAGUAUGACUUGAAUUCAAAGUUUGGAAGACUCUUUCUAUUAUAUAUUUAAAUAAUUAAAACUAGUAGUUAUAAAUUUUUACCAUGAAUUAGUUGGUGAAUAACCACUUGAGCAUAAACACGCAGAUAACUUGGUUUUUUUAAAUAAAUAAAAAAAAAAAUUAGGAGAACAUAGUUUUUUUUAUUUAUUAGGAUAAUAACUUUUGCAUGCGAACUCUAGGCUCACACUUUCUUCAAUUUGGAAAGGAGUAGGAGUUGUCUAAUUAGUGGGAAUUAAUUUCGAUACUAUCUUAUUAAUUCUUUAGGUUAAUUACACCCGCACUCUCUGAGGUUUGCUCUAUUAAUAGUCAGAUGAAAGAUAGUCUAUUUUUAAACAAUGACACCCCCUCAAGUUUGCUCCGAUUGACAAAGACACCCCUUAACAUUCUGACAUAGGAUAAAAUGACUAGAAAGCUCUUUGACUUGUCAAUUGACCCAUUAUAGUGCUAAAAUUACCAAUUUAACCUUCUAACUAAUUUUAAUAUACCAAACUAACCUCUUCAGAAUACAUAUAUGUAUAUGUGUAGAUAUAUAUUAUCUUCUCCAAUUAUACUUAAACAUAUACAUAUAUAAUUAUAUAUAUUGAAAGAGAAUGAAGAAGAGGAGGGGAAGAAGAAGAUAUAAACCAUUUUAAUCCUACUAGUAUGGAGAGAAAAAUUGAAUAAUUUUGAAAGCAAAUCCUUAUGUAAUAUAAAUGGAAAUUAAAAUUAUUUAUAUAUAUAGUUCUUCUUCAGUUUUUUUAUAUUAUAAAUAAAUAAAAAAGCUUCCAAACACACACUCACAUAUACACACACACCAGGGUUUUGAAGAGAGACCCACAUCUUUCUUAAAAAAAAAAAAUAAAAAAAAAAAAAAAUAAAAUAA